AUGGCACGCCGAACCAGCUUGCAGGGGCCCCACCCCACCUCGUUGACGACACGUAGCAUCAACCAAGGGGUAUCGCUGCUCAACAACCUCGAAAUGCAGCGUCAAGCCAAGCGCACUCGCUACUCCACGCAUCUUGCUGACGAACCUGACACCGACACCGACUCCAUUGCUCCCAUAUACGACGCGUUCUUGAAGGCCCAAGGUCUCGAAGGGAUUCUCACGAUGACCAACUUUAGUCCCUCGGAAUUCAACAUCCUUUGGGCUGACGUUCGAUCGCACCUUUUCAAGCACUGGAAUGUCGGCUCGGGGCGAAAAUCAGAAGUGACAGCAAGAGAUCUCCUUCUCAUGCUUCUUACCUCGCUCAAGCACUGUGGGGCGUGGGACGUUGUUGCAGCCGUGUUCAAGCAGAAAGUGGAUUCCUUCGAAAAGCGCGUCAUGAAGUUUUUGACGGUUCUGUAUCCAUUUGUCAUGCGAAAGUACGUGACUGCUGUGGGGGAGAAAUGGACGAUGUCUCAACUCGCUGUAGGUGGCCAUCAAUUCAAGAACUUUCCCUAUGCUCGCUACGCUACGGAUGUGACGUUCCAGCAGCCCAAUGUGUCCUCCGGCUCGUAUGCCGAGAAGAAACUGUUCUACAGUGGCAAGCACCACCUGUACGGGCACAAGGUUGAAGCCUCGGUCUUACCGAAUGGCUUUGCUAUUAAUUGCACAUAUUACUACAAAGGCAGCGUUUCCGACAAGACCAUCUUCGACGAGAACCUCGACUUCCACGCCGCCAACCUCUGCAAGGAAGCCACUGUCAUGGACCUGGCUGACGCCGACGACCUCAGACGCUUUGGGACCUGUAUGGCGUUUACGAAUGCACACGUUCGGUUCCACCCCCUUCGCGCUGAAGACGGCGACGCGAACUCGCAGUACAUCAACCGCUUGAACGCUAUCGGCGUCAAUAUGGUCAAGAACAAGAAUACAGCGCAACGUACCUAUCGUUCGAAGCGCAAGGCGAGGCUGUCGAUGGUCAUGGCUGCCAAGAGCUCUCUUGCUGAUGCGGAUGCAGGUGGAAUCGACACUGACAUGGGCUCCAACAGUGAAAUCGAAAAUCGCCGUGGUUCGUUCUUUUAG
Molecule: messenger RNA, 1116 nt
Organism: Aphanomyces astaci
Lineage: Eukaryota; Oomycota; Saprolegniomycetes; Saprolegniales; Verrucalvaceae
Exons: 2
Coding region: 1-1116 (371 amino acids)
Source: RefSeq, a predicted model, not a curated record